AUGCCGCCACAGCAAGGAGAAGUGUCUCUUUUGACACUCUUCGCAGACAUACAUUACUACCUAUCUCCUCCUACUCACAAGACCCCGCACCACCGCUUCGACAAAGGCAGCUAUGUCUACCUAUACCACAGUCCCAUGCAGCAUAACGGCCGCAUAGAGGUUGCGAACCAUGCCGGAACACCGGACCAAGAUGCCUUUGCCGGGUACCUCGACACUGUUCGGAUAGAGCAGACGUACAAGCACCCAUGCCUCUUCACACUUACAGUGGACGCCUUCCGCAGCCAAAAUGGAAGCGCGACGUCCAGCCCUCAACAAGAUAUGUCACAAUGGCACCUGCCGUCCCCAGAUCCGCAAAACAACGGCAAAUACAUGUACCGUCUCCACACAGUUGACAUGUAUUUCUGGACGCCAGAAGACGCAUCAUUAUUCCUAGAUUCUAUUAGACGGGUUGUCCAACCUCACCAGCUCCAGAUCCUGGCGAAUCCUCAAGCAGCUCCAGCGCAACCUGAAUACAAGAAUGACUCGAUGAACCCUGUGGUAGCAAAGCUCGAGCGAGCAGCCAUAUCACAUUCAAGUCGCAGUCCAAGCCUCAAUAUGAGCACGCAGCAAUCUUUUCCGGGUCCUCCGACUGCUCCGGCACCCACCUCGAGCCCUCCAGCAGCCGAUGCUCACAGCAACUUCGCGCCGAUGGCAUACAAUCCUGCUGCCCCGGCAGCUCCAGAACCCAUUGCCCACCGCGAAAAGACACCUCCGCCUCCUGACGCGGCGGAUGGCACCGGCCUUAACGCGGCAGCGUACAACGACCAUCAGCAUGCGCAGCAGUAUGGCAAUCCAUUGCAGACAUCGUUCGCGCCGCAGCCAACAUCGGGACCAUACGUGCCUGGACCCCCGUCCCGAACAUCGACAUUCUCCGGCCCACCGCAGCCACCAGGCGUCUCAAGAACAAACACUGUGGGAUCUAUACCACCUCCACCACAAAGUCCUCCAAGUUUCGCUCCGCCGCCCGCUGGCCCACCACCCGGGCAGGGUCCUGUACAGCAAUUCGCGAACCACCCAGGAUCCCCUGGCUUCGCACCCGGCGUGCAAUCGCCUGGUGCACCUAGCCAAUCUCCUCUGCCAUCGCCAGGCUAUGCACCCCAACAGUAUCAGCCGAUGGCUUCACCGCCGCCUGGGGGGUAUGCGCAGUAUCAGUACAGUAGCACGACACCACAGCAACAACCAGGCGCAGACGCAUACGGACUGCACCAGCAGCUAUACCGACCGACAGAACAAGAGGCGCAAACAAAAGACCACAGUGCACCAGGACCGCAAGCGAAGAGCAAUAUGGGGAAGAGGGCAGAGAAAUUGGAGAAGGGGAUCGGUGGGCCUCAGCCCCAGCUUGCGGAGAAGACGCUCGACAGUCUGCUGCUGCUGAUUGCUGCCUUUGUACACAGCUGCCGUCCGAUUGCGACUUCCCCGACACGGUUCCUGGCGGAUUCGAGCGCCCUUGCGUCUUCGGUGCGACGGACCCUACCACACGCCGGUCCCACGCGCGCGGGCACGUUCCGGCGACGACUGCGGGUCCAGCAGACGGGGAGACGCGGGAGUGACCUCAUUCCGUUUCGAACUCCUGAGGCGGGAAAAUUGGGUUGGGAAGAGCAGCACAUUCUGUACCUCUGCAACAUGCGACGCGCGGGAAGGCGCGUUGGAGCGGCGGAUGACCAAGUCGCAGAAGAGUCUCUGGGUGGUACGGCGACCCAGUUAUCCCAGCGUGUUCAAGCCUUGCGCACUACGUCUGGCCGCUGCGCAUUCUAUUCCAUGCUGACCGCGACGCAGAUUGCCAUUAUCGUCAUCAUAAUCUUCGUUAUCCUCCUCAUCACCUACGUCCUCACAAUCAAACUACGCAACAACUCCGGCGUGCCCACGCGCAAACCCAAGGACAAGCUUCCCUCGCUCUUCUCCUGGAAAAACCUCCGCAUAAGACCACGCCGGAACGAGUACUCCACCAGUCUGCAAGACCAGGAUGCGGGCAGGAAUGGCAGUUUCGGGGCGAGCCGCGAUCGCGAAAUGACCGGGAGCGUGGCCGUCGCGAACGACCCGGAGAGACAGGCGUUGGCCCAGGAUAGCACCACCACCACCAACAACAACGCAGGCGUGGACCGCAACACCUCGGUCCGCAGCGUCAUGACGCUUCCCGCAUACGCACCCGCUCCACGAGAAAACGAACAAGUGCUGGGAAGGGAGGGCGAGAGAGGAGGUAUUGACACGGUUGUCGAGUUCCCCGAAGAAGUCGACGAGGAAGAAGCGCGUCGGGAGGGUGAGAUGGAGUCCCUCUACCAGAUCCGACUCGCCCGCCGCCAGGAGGCGCGCGAGCGCGAGGAGCGCCGACAAGCCCGUCGAGAAGCACGCCAGCGCGGUGAUUAUGAAGCCCUUGCAGAGAUCAGAAGAAGGGCGGAACAGGCGGCCGAAGAGUCUGUGAGCGCCAUGCUCAUUGCGACGCACCAGACCGCCAACCGCGAACGCCGCGUCUCCUCUGUGCAGUACGGCGAUCUAGGUGUAGCAAGACACGACGGAACGAGGCUGCGAGCGAACUCCACCGACAGCGACAACCGGCCUCUCCUUGAUAGCGCCGCGUCGUUUGGAAGCGGAGGGCGGGAGCGAGGCUUGUCGGGUGCAACGCUGAGCACGCACCAAAGAGGUCUCUCGGCAUCGUCUCUUCGAUCCGUCUCCACAGGCCGCGCAUCCGAGGAGUACGAGUUCCCUGAGGCGGGUAACAGCCACCGCUCCAACUCAGAUGACUUCGAAGUCGUCUCCCUCUCGCAUCCAAAUUCGAACCCCCACUCGCGGGACCGGAGCAGAGUGGCGACACCCAAUCCCUCUCCCAGCAUCGAGAUACCAAACGAGGACGCGCCUGCGUACGAGGACCCGCCCAUAUACGAAAGUCCCAUUGCUACGCGCGCGCCGCAGUUACCGGGGGCGCCGCAACUGCCCACGCUCGAGCGGCUACCUAGCAUACAAAUCACGCCCGAGCCCAUGUCCGUCGGUGGCAGAGAGCCCCUGCGGGACCACUCGCCCGCAUCGAGAUAA
Messenger RNA from Paraphaeosphaeria sporulosa, 3066 nucleotides. RefSeq lists its product as uncharacterized. Bases 1 to 3066 code for a protein of 1021 amino acids. The transcript has 5 exons. Lineage: Eukaryota; Fungi; Ascomycota; Dothideomycetes; Pleosporales; Didymosphaeriaceae. The record is from RefSeq and is a predicted model, not a curated record.